Mus musculus (house mouse) is the source of this 1463-nucleotide messenger RNA. RefSeq names its product dual specificity phosphatase 19 (gene Dusp19). The transcript has 4 exons. The record is from RefSeq and is marked provisional. Gene Ontology annotation, molecular function: protein tyrosine/serine/threonine phosphatase activity; protein serine/threonine phosphatase activity; protein tyrosine phosphatase activity. Lineage: Eukaryota; Metazoa; Chordata; Mammalia; Rodentia; Muridae. Bases 171 to 833 code for a protein of 220 amino acids.
GCUCGGGAAGCAGGCCUGGGCUGUGCUCUUCUCUGGAAGGGGUGAGGUUGUCACUGCAGGGGCCAGCUCCAGUAAGUGGCUAGUGACUGACUAGCAGUGCAGUGCCUUUUUUGUUUUGUUUUUUAUUUCUUUUUUCUUGAGCUUGCUGCUUUUCCUUCUCCGCUCAUGUAAUGCACUCCCUGAACCAAGAAAUCAAAGCAUUCUCCCGGGAUAAUCUCAGGAAGCAGUGCACCAGGGUGACCACGCUAACUGGAAAGAAACUUAUAGAAACCUGGGAAGAUGCCACAGUUCAUGUUGUGGAGACAGAGCCCAGCGGUGGGGGUGGUUGUGGCUAUGUGCAGGACCUUACCUUGGACCUGCAAGUUGGCGUUAUUAAGCCCUGGUUGCUUCUGGGGUCACAGGAUGCUGCUCAUGACCUGGAGCUACUGAGAAAGCAUAAGGUGACUCAUAUUCUCAAUGUUGCAUAUGGAGUUGAAAAUGCUUUCCUCAGUGAGUUUACAUAUAAGACCAUUUCUAUACUGGAUGUGCCUGAAACCAAUAUCCUGUCUUAUUUUCCAGAAUGUUUUGAGUUUAUUGAGCAAGCAAAACUGAAGGAUGGCGUGGUUCUCGUGCACUGUAAUGCAGGUGUUUCCAGGGCUGCUGCAAUUGUCAUUGGCUUCCUCAUGAGUUCUGAAGAAGCCACUUUCACCACUGCCCUGUCGUUGGUGAAAGAGGCGAGACCAUCCAUAUGUCCGAAUCCUGGCUUCAUGGAACAACUCCGCACCUACCAAGUAGGCAAGGAGAGCAAUGGAGGUGACAAAGUGCCCGCGGAGGACACGACCGGUGGUCUGUGAUCUGUACUCCAGCAGAGGCAAACGACUUCUGCAUCAGACUCUGUCCUCUUGCCUGUGUUUUGGAAGGAAACUUGGAAAACUUCCCUUUUCUGUUGUCUUUUACCAGUGGAAAUGAACGUUACCUUUGUCGCCCUGAAUUAAUACAUUUUAAAGUUUUACCUUUUCCUUGUUAUUUCAGUAUCUAGUUAAGUGUUUCUUUGAGUUCUAAGAGAAAAUAGUGUAUUAUCAAGUCAGUAAAUCAGUGGUUUGUGUAGGAAAAAGUUUAAACCUAAAAACCUUUCUUAGAGUUAGAAAAACAAGCCAUGAAGCCUUUUAACCCCUUCUUUUCUCAUAUGCUUUCUGACCUGAGAACCUUUGAAGUGAUGAACUUACUAAGUGAAGACUUAGCAUUUCAAAGGGAAGUCAAAUUUUUGAGAAUAUUUUUAAGGUUAAAAAUAAUACCUGUACCUCCUCCCCUCUCCCCCCGCCAAGAGUACCAGAAUCAAAAGGAAUUUAUAUUCAUUAUAUAAACAUUUAUAUAAUGAUUAUAAAUUCAUGUGAUCGUUAUAUCCUCUUAUAAAAACCUAAUUUCCAUUUUCACUUUUUUUUUAUUUUGACUUUUACAUUUGGUCCUAUUACAAACAUUUCUCU